AUGCUACGAACGAUUUUAGUGCGAAACCAAGUAUUAAACGAUACAGUUAAAAAAGCUAUUCGGUGUAAUAUAACGAGAUGUUUAAGCACAGAAUUGGCAAGACGAAAGCAGCCAAAUAAGCCAAUAGGUGUAACACAACAUAAGAUAAAACCAGAACACAAAUGGGGGAUUCAAAUCAGGAGUUAUUCAAGUCUCCCAUCACAUUCAAAGGUAAACCUACCAGCGCUAUCACCGACUAUGGAAAAUGGGUCUAUAGUGAGCUGGGAAAAGAAGGAGGGUGAUAAAUUAAGUGAAGGUGAUCUGUUAUGUGAAAUCGAGACUGAUAAAGCCACAAUGGGCUUUGAGACGCCAGAAGAGGGUUAUUUAGCUAAAAUCCUUCUACCCGCCGGUACAAAAGGUGUUCCCGUCGGGAAAUUGCUAUGUAUUAUAGUUGAAAAUCAAGCGGAUGUCGCAGCAUUUAAAGAUUACAAGGAUGACUCCACAGGGGUGCCAUCGAAACAACCGCCGAAAAAAGCCGCUGACGCUAAGCCGGCUGCUGCACCAGCACCUGCACCACCAGCUGCGAAACCUGCAGCAGCAGCAGCUGCACCUGCUGCACCUGUAGCUCAAGCUGCACCAGCUGCUGCAGAACACGGCAGGUUGUACGCCAGUCCAAUGGCCAGACGAUUAGCCGAGCUCAAGAAUAUUAGGUUGGGUGGUCAAGGUUCAGGGCUAUAUGGGUCAUUAAAGAGUGGUGACCUCGCCGCAGCGGGUCAGCCUGCAAUGACUGCUGCUGCACCAGUUCCUGGCUCUGCAUACACAGACAUACCAUUGACAAGUAUGAGAGAAGCUAUCGCCAAGAGGUUGUCGUUAUCAAAACAAACGAUACCGCAUUACCAAUUGACCGUCAUAGCUAAUGUUGAGAAGUUGCUCGAAAUGAGGAAGAGGAUCAAUGAUAAGUUACAGGCUGAUAAGUCUGAUGUUAAGAUUUCAGUCAACGAUUUCAUCCUUAAAGCUGUAGCUUCAGCCUGUAAAAGAGUACCAACAGUCAAUUCACAUUGGAUGGAAACAUUUAUUAGACAGUUCAACAAUGUGGAUGUAUCAACGGCUGUAGCAACUCCCUCGGGUUUGAUCACACCCAUCUUAUUCAACGCUGACUCCCUCGGGAUCAUUGAAAUAUCCAAGGAAAUGAAGAAGUUAGCCGCCAAGGCUAGGGAAGGGAAAUUACAGCCUCAGGAAUUUGUUGGAGGAACUGUCACUGUUUCCAAUCUAGGAAUGUUUGGUAUCGCAAACUUCACAUCUAUAAUCAACCCGCCUCAAUCUCUGAUACUGUCUGUGGGUGGACUACAAGAUAUGAUGAUUCCAGAUAAAAAUGAACCACAAGGGUUCCGCUUCGCCAAGGUCAUGACAUUCACCGCGUCAGCCGACCACCGCGUCAUAGACGGCGCGGUCGGCGCUCAAUGGAUGAAGGAAUUGCGAGAAAACAUCGAAGAUCCGGCCAACAUCAUCCUGUAA
Molecule: messenger RNA, 1494 nt
Organism: Danaus chrysippus (African queen)
Lineage: Eukaryota; Metazoa; Arthropoda; Insecta; Lepidoptera; Nymphalidae
Source: the annotation of a GenBank genome assembly